Messenger RNA from Melozone crissalis (California towhee), 1208 nucleotides. RefSeq names its product chromosome unknown C8orf58 homolog (gene CUNH8orf58). NCBI's taxonomy places the organism in Eukaryota, Metazoa, Chordata, Aves, Passeriformes, Passerellidae. The transcript has 5 exons. The coding region runs from base 1 to 888 and encodes 295 amino acids. The record is from RefSeq and is a predicted model, not a curated record.
AUGCUGCGCCGCCGCGGAGCCUUCGCGGUGCAGCCGCUCCGUGCUGACCCCGAUGGUCCCUGCGAGUCGGCCGAGAGCUGCAUCGUGCGCACCUCCGCCAGCGUCUACCGCCGGCUGCAGGAGAGCCCGCGGCAGCCCCGGCGGGGAAUGAGCACCCGCGGACCCCCCAGCAGCCCCCCGGCCGCAGGGAGACCCCCCAAGUCCGAGUCCGAGGAUUCCGGCGUGGAGACGGCCAGCACCGAGCACUCACCCCGCAGCCCGCUGGGCUCCGAGAGCCGCUUCUCCCUGGAUGGUUUCCCGUUGGAGCAGCCCCCCGGAGAUGAGGAGCAGCCCCCCAAAAGCCGCCCGGCCAGCCGGAGGCUGCUGCAGGCAGCGCAGCGGAGCCGGAGGCAGCGCUGCCCGCGACAGCUCCGCGGCAGCGCCGCCGACCUGGCCGAGCCCCCCCGGGACCCCGAGGGGUCUCCUCGGGACCCCCGGGCCGUGCCCGAGGUGCCGGGGCAGGGGCUGCGCUACCUGGAGCACGUGUGCCAGAUGCUGGAGCGCCUGGCGAGGCUGCAGCAGGACAACCGCGCCCUGCGGCAGCAGGCGGCCGGAGCCCGCACGGGCACCCUGCCCGGCCCGCAGCACCUGAGGAGGGAUUUGGGCACCUGGAGGGGUGAGGGGUUCCGGCAGCGCUCCUGCUCCGACAGCCAGGCGCCAGCAGCCGAGCCCGGGCCGUGCCGGCGGCUCUGGGGACACUCGGUCAGCUCCCCCAGCCUGCUGGAGCCCGCCGAGGGCGGCGCCAAUGGCCCGGCACCGGACAAGGACGGCCGCUCGCACUGGGGCCGGGUGAAGGUGCUGCUCACCCGCCUGACCCGCCGCUCCCUGCGCGGCAGCCGCUGCAGGUAGGACGGGGGGGGUCCCGCUCGCUCGCACCGCCGCACCUGGAUAGAGGAACUACGUCACACCUCACCCCAUGACGUCACGCCAGCACGGGGCCGGUCCCCAGCCUGGCGCACCCCUUCACCUUUUUUUGUUUUUCCCUCAAUAAAGUCUUUUCACCCACAAACAGGCGGCUCCGAGCGAGGUGCUUGCUGGCGCGCCGUGACGUCACGCCCCUAAACCCGGCGUGACGUCACGCGAGGGCGCGUCACCGCCGCAUCACUUCCGACGGCUUUUCCGCCCCUUUUGUCCCGCCGGGCCCGGACCCGGGGACGUCCCGAGCGGCU